GCCAUUGUUGCGGUCUCGUGUCCGUAAAGGUGUCAAAAUAAUCAAGUCACCGGUCUAGACCUACGAUUUCUUAUCAAGUGGCGUCGGCGAGUUUUUAUAUACUACCAUUUUUUAUAUACUGUUUGAUUAAAAAUCAAUUCCGACUCUAGACAUUGUCAACUCAUUCAUUCAUCACACAAUGUUAUCAUUUUGAUAUACCGGUGUACAGCAUAUAGCCAAAUAGCAUCUCAACGUUUUGUGGCUGUUAUCUAAAUCUGUUGAUAUUUUGUUUUUCGAAUGACUGGCACAAAACGAAGUCAAGUAUUACAAGCACUACUGACCUCGCUUAAGCAUUUGCUUUGUAGAUGUUCACAUAUCGCAACUCAUGCUCUCCGAAAUUUGCUGACUUUUUAUUCGAAUGACGUCACCAUAGAUCCAACCGGGCGAAAAACUUAUAUUUUGUGUUCAGCUCUGAAUCAUCGAUCUCGAGUGCCAAAUUUGUAGUACGAUCUCUACCUUCAACAAGCGCGGACGUCCCAAGUGCGAAUAAGAGAAGAGUUCAGCCAGUAUGGAAGUUUUUGCAGGUUUAUUAUUGGCAUUUAUGUCGAUUGCCGGCUUGGAUCAUACUGAUGCUGCGCGUAUUCUUGGAGUUUUCCCUACUCCGUCCAAAUCACAUUGGAUUCUUGGAUCAGCACUUUUGAAAGAAUUGGCACUUGAUGGGCACGAAGUCACUGAUGUGAGCCCAUUCAAACUGGCGAAACCACCUGCCAACUACCAUCAUGUGGAAAUUGAGACUGAUUAUGAGUUUUUUAAUCAGAAGGUAGAGCAGCUGUUUUCGGAUACUGAGAAGUCACAAGUUCGCAAAAUGAUAGAAAUGUACACUGCUGUGAAUUACUUCUCGAACAGUACUUUAUCUGCACCUGCCGUGAAAAAGCUUCUACAAUCUAAUCAGCAGUUCGAUUUAGUUAUUUUGGAAAUCUUCCUCGAUCACGCUCUUCUUGGUUUUGCGGAGCAUUUUGGUUGUCCCGUUAUCGGCACUACUACUCAUGGCGUAUUGGAAUGGAUAAAUUCGUUAGUUGGGACCCCGCAGCCACUUUCUUACGUUCCACACGUUCAUAUUGGCUUCUCCAACCCAAUGAAUUUUUGGCAACGAAUGGGUAAUGUGCUGUUUACUGCCGUUGAUGAGCUGUUACUGUCUGUGUUGGUGUACCCAGAGCAAGAUCGUCUCUAUAGGGAAGCAUUUCCAAAUGCUACACGAUCGCUCAAUGAAAUGAGACGAAACGCUGUGUCAUUAGUUCUAGUAAAUAACCAUUUUAGUUUAAAUUACCCUCGUCCAUAUGUUCCCAAUAUGAUAGAAAUUGGAGGAUUCCAUGUCAAUCGAAAAGUGAAUCCAUUACCGAAGAACAUCCAAAACUUCAUCGAUAACUCAACUGAUGGAGUUAUCUAUUUUUCGAUGGGCUCAAAUCUGAAGCCAUCAAACAUGGGGAAAGAAAAACAGCAAGCAUUAGUGAAUGCAUUCUCAAAAGUGAAACAAAACGUCAUCUGGAAAUGGGAUGACGAGAGCUUGAAUCUUGACCAAAGCAAGUACUUAAUAGCCAAGUGGCUUCCACAGGACGACAUUUUAGCGCAUCCAAACGUGAAAUUAUUUAUCACGCAUGGCGGUCUACUGAGCUGUACGGAAUCGAUUUAUCAUGGUAAACCAAUAAUCGGUAUUCCUGUAUUUGGUGACCAACAAAUGAACAUGGAUCAAGCAGUUAAAGCUGGUUGGGGUGUCUCCGUGAAGUUUGUCGAUCUUGAUGAAAAGUUUAUCAGUGAUGCAUUGGAAGAAGUGCUCAACAACGAUAGGUACACCAAAACAGUGCAAGUCAUAUCGAAACGUUUACGUGAUCAGCCGCUGCCACCAAUGGACCUUGCCAAAUAUUGGGUUAAUUACGUUCUUCGUCAUGAUGGCGCAGAACACUUGAAAUCGCCGGGUCAACGAUUCAGCUUUAUACAGUAUCAUAACAUCGAUGUGUAUCUGUUCGUUGUGAUAAUAGUAGCAAUUUUAGUAGCGAUACCAAUCAAGGUGGUAAGUGUCUUGUGCUUCCGAAGUAGGGUAGGGUCUCAAAAGGCCUCGAAUAAAAGUAAGAAAAAACAAGUGCUGAUGAAGCACUCGUCAAAACAAACUGUUUCCGCCAGGGCCAGUUGUUACCGGAUCUUUUUCCAUCAUACGCUACGCUUAUCAGGCAUAGGUGAUAAUGGAAGUUCUAAUUUAACUACGAUAAUGUUCAGACGGUUGGGAUUUGCGGUGCUAAUCAACUGCUUGCUGCUUUCACUGUGCCCUUCAAAUGGAGCAAAGAUAUUGGGAGUUCUUCCCUCGGCAGGAUGGUCACAUUAUGCCAUCGGAGAAGGGAUAAUGAAAGCAUUGAGCCGCGCUGGUCAUGAAGUAACGGUCAUCGGUUCCCAUAGCUGGAAAGACGCUCCCGACAAUUAUCGAAGUGUUCAAAUUGAAGAAUUGAUUUUUGAUAAAGGAGGUUCUACACCCGAUCUGUUCCAGUAUCGUAACGAUCCAUAUUUGAACGUACUUUAUCUGCUAUAUACUUUUAUUGGACCGAGCUUAUCAGAAGUAAUCCUGACCCACCCCAAAGUGAAAACGCUUAUGGGUUCUGACGAACAAUUCGAUGUCGUGAUUGUAGAGUGUUUCGUUAGUGAUGUGCUUUAUGGAUUCGCUCAACAUUUUAAAGCCCCAUUGGUGGUAUUUUCUCCUUUCGGAUCAUCGAUGUGGGUAAACGACCUCGUGGGUACCCCAUAUCCUUAUUCGCAAAUACCGCAUACGUUUCUCAGUUACACAGAUCGGAUGACGUUCUCUGAACGGUUCAUUAAUACUAUUCUAUGGAAUGUAGAUAGAUUUUACUAUAGAAACAUUUUUCUACCCCUUCAAGAAGAAAUGUACAACGCAUACUUCCCGAAUGCAACGCAGUCAUUAUCACAAGUUAUGCGAAAUGUUAGUCUAGCAUUCUUGAACCAGCAUUUUAGUUUGAGCUAUCCACAUCCAUACGCUCCUAACAUGAUCGAAAUUGGUGGGAUUCAGAUGGAUGAACCAAAAUCGUUACCUAAGGAUAUUCAACGUGUCUUAGAUGAUUCCAAACAUGACGUAAUUUACUUCAGCAUGGGAUCUAUGCUAAAAGGAUGUAAUUUCCCCGAAGAAAAGCGUAAUGCAUUUCUGGAAGCGUUCUCCGAGCUGAAUGAAACGGUUAUCUGGAAAUAUGAAAACACCAGCCUGCCGAAUAAACCGAAAAACGUAUUCAUCAGGAAAUGGAUGCCGCAAAGUGAUGUCCUGGCUCAUCCUAAAGUUAAACUGUUUAUUACACACGGUGGACUGCUCGGUUCAACAGAAUCUUUACACCACGGGAAGCCCAUGGUUGGGGUUCCUAUCUACGGUGAUCAACGUUUAAACAUGGCUCGAGCGGAGAAGGCAGGUUACGGAGCUCAAAUAGAGUACGAGAAUUUGAGCAAAGAAACUAUCUGCCACGCAAUACAUAAGGUUCUGGAUAAUCCAUCCUACAGCAUGAAUGCAAAAUUGAUCUCUGAAAGGUUCCGUGAUAAACCGAUGACACCGGCUCAGCUGGUUGUGUAUUGGGUAAAUUAUGUCGUUAGACAUCGUGGCGCACCGCAGCUUCGCUCUGCUGCCGUUGAUUUAUCUUUUGUCGAGCAGAACUUACUCGAUGUUUACGGUGUUAUUAUGUUAUUGAGCGGAACAGUGUUGGCAUGUGUCUAUAAGGUAUUUGGGACAGCGCUACGACUUGUUGGAUUGCUUCCAAGAAGCGGAAAUGUCGAUAAAAAUAAACGUGAUUGAAA
Messenger RNA from Armigeres subalbatus, 3816 nucleotides. RefSeq lists its product as uncharacterized. The transcript is spliced from 9 exons. NCBI's taxonomy places the organism in Eukaryota, Metazoa, Arthropoda, Insecta, Diptera, Culicidae. Gene Ontology annotation, molecular function: UDP-glycosyltransferase activity. Bases 548 to 3814 code for a protein of 1088 amino acids. The record is from RefSeq and is a predicted model, not a curated record.